Messenger RNA from Carassius carassius (crucian carp), 2024 nucleotides. Its product is annotated as synaptotagmin-like protein 3. The record is from RefSeq and is a predicted model, not a curated record. Gene Ontology annotation, cellular component: exocytic vesicle; plasma membrane. Gene Ontology annotation, biological process: intracellular protein transport; exocytosis. The coding region runs from base 127 to 1923 and encodes 598 amino acids. The transcript is spliced from 16 exons. Gene Ontology annotation, molecular function: small GTPase binding; neurexin family protein binding. Lineage: Eukaryota; Metazoa; Chordata; Actinopteri; Cypriniformes; Cyprinidae.
UCUUUAUAUAGAGUUGAGAUUUCUGGUCUCUGAGCUGUCAGUUCACUUCACAUCAGAUCAGACUGGCUGGAAGAAUCUGAGUCAAGUGGCAUCUUCUGAACUGAACUGAGCUGAGCUGCGGAGGAAAUGAAAGUCGAACAGGAAAACUGGGAAAUCAUCUACGAUCAUGUCUGCCCUAUGGAUCUCGGGUUAUUCCAGGCUCUGGAGAGAGAAAGAGUCCUGGAGGUUCUUCAGAGAGACAAAGCACUUCGAACCAUUGAAGCAGACAGAAUCAGGAGGCUGAAGGUAGAACUUCAAGGUAUCUGUCGACAGAGUGCCGAGUUCAACACGCUUGCCUAUGGUCAGAGAUCAUGUGCGCGAUGUCAGCGGCCUCUGGGAAAGUUCUGGGACUGUGGCACGGUGUGCUGUGGGUGCAGCCAUCUCAUCUGCAAACACUGUCGGGUCGUCCGGUCAGCACAGGAAUGGAGGUGCACCAUGUGUCAUGCAUACAGGGAAUUUAAGAUCAAAUCUGGUGAAUGGUUUCUGGAGCAGCAAGCAAAGAAAUAUCCGGAUGGUAGAGAAAGCAGUUAUGAAACCAUCGGAGACAAACUAUUACAGUCUUAUCAACGGCUCAGCUUUAUUGCAGUCGUGCCUCCAACUCCUCCUCCUGUUUAUGAAGCCCCUUCACAAAACAGACUGAUUUAUUUAACAGAACAGGACCUCAAAACAUCAAAGCCAUUUACUAAAUCUGUGGAGAACCUGAUGGUGUCUGUCAGUGCUCAUUUAAAAAAGUUCUCCAAAUCUCAGAAUGAUCUGAGUGUAGAAGCAGGUCAGCUGACUGUGGAUCACGGACUCCUGCAGAACUCCAGACACAAGAGCCGAUCAGAGAGUGCCCUCAACACAACCAAUCUGUGCAAAGCACCAAGUCUACCCAAUCUAUCCCAGAACAGAAGAGGCACGGAGCAGUACGCUUCAACGAGCACACUUUACCUGACAGAUGACGACGCUUCAUAUACAUCUGCAUGCAGCGAUGAGCAGAGGGACAGCAACAGUAGCACAGGACUGGAUUGUGGGAUCACUGAAAACACUUGUGUGACGGGAGAAGUAGAGGUUGCCUUUGGUUAUAAUAACAGGACGUCCUGUUUGGAGAUAACUGUCAAAGCCUGCAAAAAUCUGAUGUUUGGAGACAUGAAGAAGAAAUGCCAUCCAUAUGCAAAGGUCUGUUUGCUUCCAAAGAAAAACCAUAAUUAUGAGAUGAAGACAGCAGUCAAGAGAGGAAAUAACCCUGUUUACAAUGAAACCUUAACUUGUGAGGUUGCUGCUGAGCAGCUGGGCAGCUGUGUCGUUCAGGUGUCAGUGUGGCACUCCAGAGGACUCAAGCGGAAGCUCUUUCUGGGCGAGACACACAUCUGUCUGGCAGACUUGUGUCUGGAGAGCACAGACACUCAGCGCUCGGUCUGCUACGAACUCGGUCCAAAGGGUCAUCCACUGGGUGGCGAUGUGGAGCUUCUGCUGAAAGCUCAAUUCCAGUUCCUGCCUCAGACUUACCCACAUACAGCCGACGUUUUGAUUGGAGCAGCAGGACAGCUCAAAGUUGUCAUCACUGACGUGUCGAAGCUCCUCUCUCUGUCAAAAGCAGCUUACAUUGAAGGAAUCCUUAGCAUUCCUGGAGAUCGAGAGCUGGUGCAGAGAAGUCCAGUGCUGAAGAAGACUACUGGUUCUGUCCAGAUGAACUUCAGCAGAUUGACACGUCAGGCGCUCCAGCAGGCCACGCUGCAGCUCAACCUGUGGGAGAAGAACACCUUCAGCCUCGCCAACCGUUUACUGAGAACAGCACGACUGGACAGAGAAUCAUCAUGGCAACGCCUGCAGCAGAUGCCAGGAGAGUGGCAUGACUUCGUUCUUCCACUUCAUGCUCAUGUCAGCACAAGCAUGAGGUCAUAACUGAGUAACGUGGAUCCUUUCCAUCAACCCACAGAUCCUGGAAAGUGACAGUUGUGCUUUACAAGCUUACGAAGAACCAGAAUCCUGACAACGAAUGCCCG